Molecule: messenger RNA, 389 nt
Organism: Cuscuta epithymum
Lineage: Eukaryota; Viridiplantae; Streptophyta; Magnoliopsida; Solanales; Convolvulaceae
Source: the annotation of a GenBank genome assembly
GAAGCCCCUGCUACUGAGGAACCGGUGUGUGUGAUGUUAGACAUGCCAAUCCAUAUGACUGUUGAUAGAAAAUUCUUCUCUGACCUCAUUGCUCCACAGGAAUGGUUGAGCAGUAUGCACAUUGAUGCCCUAACUAACUUGUUGAUGAGCCAAAGAUUUCAAGAUCAACAGUGUCAAAUAAUUUCCAUGUUCUUCGUGAAUCUAUUGAAGAAGAAGAGAUUUGACAAGCCAGAAGAUUGGAGUGGAGACAGAUUCUUGAAACGUAUUGACUGGCGUGGGUUGUCAAAGGUAUUAAUUCCGUUGAAUGUUGAAAAUAAACACUGGAUCUUGUGUGAGGUGAAUUUGGAGGAGGUCGUGGUUAAAGUUUAUGAUUCCUUGAAGACUUCCCG